ACCUAAGCUUCACUGAAUGGUACCGACCCCGCUUAAUAUUUCUCCUCGUUCCCCCCGUCUUCUAGUUACUUCAUUCUCACUUCUUUCGCACUAUGUGCCAAGCAUCACUCGCAAACUUCUCGGUUCCUUUCCCGAUGGCGACAGUCCUUCCCCUCUCCACGCUUACGCAAAGCGUGCCGCCACAAACACCCGUGGACCCGAGUUCAUCAUCUUUGCAUGUCUCAUUCCUGUCCUCGUCCUCCUAUCAGGUGUAUUUGCCGGUCUGACCUUAGGUUACAUGAGCUUGGAUGAGACCCAGCUCAACGUGUUAAGCAUGAGUGGCACUCCUCAACAAAAACGUUAUGCCGAGAAGAUCAUGCCUAUCAGGAAAAACGGUCAUUUAUUGCUCGUGACUUUGCUUCUCUCUAACAUGAUCGUCAACGAGACUCUACCUGUCAUCUCCGAUCCCAUUCUCGGUGGCGGAGUCCAGAGUGUAGUCGUCAGUACCGUCCUAAUUGUCAUCUUCUCCGAAAUCAUUCCGCAAUCAUUGUGCACCCGACAUGGUCUUUACUUUGGCGCUCAAAUGGCAGGCUUCACUCGAGCCUUAAUCUAUCUUCUUGGCGUCUUUGCAUGGCCUAUUGCCAAACUCUUGGAGCUAGUACUUGGUCCUCAUCAUGGAAUUAUGUACCGUAGAGGAGGUAUAAGUCCGUGUUGUCCAUCCAUAAUUCUACUAAUACUUUUCUUUCCAGAACUCAAGGAACUCAUCGCAUUGCAUUCGUCAAUGUCUUCCCUUGGUGGUGAUCUGAAGAGUGAUACCGUCACAAUUAUCGGCGCCACACUCGACCUGCAAGAGAAAGUGGUGAAACAGGCGAUGACUCCCAUUGAGAACGUUUUCAUGUUAUCAAUUGACUCGAAACUCGAUUAUGCGCUUAUGAAGAAGAUUUGCCUUACUGGACACAGCCGUGUCCCUGUGUAUGAAGAGGUUGAGAUCCCCGCUGAUGCAUCAGAUCGCAUGUUGAAGGUCAAGAAGAUAAUAGGUAUUCUGCUCGUUAAACAGUGUCUUCUUCUUGAUCCGAAAGAUGCCCUUCCUUUACGCAGGAUUCCACUGAACAAGGUCCCUUUCGUACCAAAUAACGAGCCUCUUCUCGGCAUUCUAGACAAAUUUCAAGAAGGUCGUUCACACAUGGCUAUUGUCUCUCGCUUUAGUGUCGAGAAAGCUGCUUCAGUCAAGAAGGUCGCCAAGCGAUCCCUCACGCAACGCCUGCGCGAACGCGUGGGCAUAAGUGACUCGAGUGACGAGGACGACGAUAGUAAAGAGAAGGAUAACACCAAGGACGAGGACGAAGAAAGAGCAUCGCGAGAGAUAUCCUUUGCUGAUGAACUAGACGCUGAUGGUCAGUCCACACUACACGGAGACGACAAAGAUUCAGUUAUACGUAUACCCCAGCGAGCUGUCAGGACCGGCCGUGGGCGAGGACGUCCCUCGCAACGCGGCAGGGUAAGGCGUGACAUGGAAAUGGGUGUUAUUGAAGAGCAGGCCGUCCAAAAAGAUACCAGCAAGGAGAAGAGACUUCGCAUACCUCGCUCGGCACCUGCACUGGAGCAAAGUAUCCCUGAUGACGCUGUUUUGACGAAAGAAGGCGCCGAAGACUUUUUACAGGUCAUUGAUCCGGCAAUAAUGCCACUGGGCAUCAUUACACUGGAAGAUGUCCUCGAAGAACUUAUUGGCGAAGAAAUCUACGACGAAUUCGAUCAGGAUGGUGCUGGUGGCACUAUCUCGUCUUACGUCCCAACAGAACACCCACCUGUUUUAGAGCUCUAUGGCAAAUCCUUACCUGACCUACACUCUACAGCCGCACAGCCUAUCGAGGCGGUCAAGUCUGCUCUCAAUGGUCCAGUCCUGCGUCCUCUGUCAAUGAAGUCGUUCGGCUUCUUCCGUUCUCGCAGUGAGCCCCCGACACCUCGUGAGACGGACGAAGUUUCUGCAGUACAACCUGUUCUGAAGACUUCGGUGUUAUCCCCUAUCAACGAUGGUGUCAAGGAGCAUCUUACACCUGAGACGGUCAUUUCAGACACUCAGACCUCAGAAGCCUUGGCAACGACGGACGAGUGGCAAGACAUGCUUCAGCCCGCUAAUACAACUAACAACGCGUCCACUUCAUUUAAGGAUGCUCUUUUGACACCUGACUUCACCUUGAAGAAGAGAUCUGUUUCUAGCGCUGGGAUCGCCGCUUCUGCUCCUGGUACACGAUCUUCGUCACCAGCACCGUCUUUGGAAGCUAUUUUACUUGAGAGAAAACGUCGUCUUACCUUGGCUAAGGAAUCGGGUAUGAGUACGCCCUCUGUUCCUCUACCGAGUGAUGUACGCUUCUCCGCCUUACCUCGUGUCCCUACGGUCGGCAUCAAGGCAGGGAAGUUCAAGAGCAGUCCCUUGGCGGGUGAAGAGCGUGGCCGAAUUGUCGCCGAACAAGUCAUGCAAGAUACGACGAGCGCUGCGGACGUGGAACGGACACUGGAUGAGGGUGAUGACGUCGCUCAUGACAAGAAAGACGAUGACAGCGGUUACUUGUAACUACAGCUACUGGCAUUGCCUCGUCACUGAUGUCUUGUAUUUUUCUGCAGAUUGCGAUAUGUAGGAUUAUCGUAGCUUUUCCUUAGUUACUUACGUCUGUGUUAGUUCGUGUUCUGUGUAUACCUUUUUCUCUGCCCCACUUCUUUCCUCUUCUGCGCCCGUCUCGACGUAGAUAGCCUUUCCCACUUCAGGAGAAGCACAUCCUUCAAUGAAUAAUCGCCCUUGUGGCCAUUGCAUGUAUUCUCGAUUUUUCAAGAAUGACGUUAAGUUUCUUCG
Suillus bovinus is the source of this 2827-nucleotide messenger RNA. RefSeq lists its product as uncharacterized. The transcript has 7 exons. Bases 17 to 2551 code for a protein of 844 amino acids. Gene Ontology annotation, cellular component: intracellular membrane-bounded organelle. Gene Ontology annotation, biological process: magnesium ion homeostasis. Lineage: Eukaryota; Fungi; Basidiomycota; Agaricomycetes; Boletales; Suillaceae. The record is from RefSeq and is a predicted model, not a curated record.